UGGCGCCAAGGUUAGGUCGCGUGACACGUGCUUCCAUCGUAGUGAUCGCGGUUAGCGCUGAUUUUGCGUCAGUUGGUCUUCGAACGGUCUCGGCCAUCUUGAUAGUUUACACCAAAGCUUCAUCUUCCAUCAACACCAACAAAAAUGUUUUUAUCCCGCGUAAAAUGCCAAGAAGCAUGUCCGGAGCCGGACCAAAAACAAGGUUUGGUAACCUCGUUAGUUGCUGGUCGACAAAUCGCAGCGGCCGCCAUCAAUCCCGGUGAAAGCUGCGAGUUUGGUUCGAUGAAAUAUUUCUACCUAUGCGGUCUCGGUGGUGUUUUAUCCUGCGGCAUCACUCACACAAUGGUCGUACCUCUCGAUUUGGUCAAGUGUCGUAUCCAAGUCGAUCCGGCCAAAUACAAGAACAUCGUGAGCGGGUUCAAAGUGACCAUGGCCGAGGAGGGGAUGAAAGGUUUAGCGAAAGGAUGGGCACCUACGUUUUUCGGGUAUUCCGCUCAAGGGCUCUGCAAGUUCGGCUUCUAUGAAGUCUUCAAAGUUGUUUAUGGUGACAUGUUGGGCGAAGAAAACUCCUUUUUAUACCGUACUUGGUUAUAUUUAGCCGCCAGCGCUUCGGCCGAAUUCAUCGCGGACAUCGCUUUAUCCCCCCUCGAAUCGGCAAAAGUCAAAAUUCAAACAACCCCCGGUUUUGCAAACACAAUGCGCGAAGCGAUGCCGAAAAUUUACGGCCAAGAAGGCUUAAACGGCUUUUAUAAAUCGCUAGUACCGUUGUGGAUGCGUCAAAUUCCCUACACCAUGAUGAAAUUCGCGUGUUUCGAACGUACCGUUGAAUUAAUUUAUAAAUACGUAGUCCCAAAACCGCGCGCUCAAUGUUCUAAAGGUGAACAAUUAGUUGUAACGUUCGCCGCUGGUUACAUUGCUGGCGUUUUUUGCGCGAUUGUUUCGCAUCCGGCCGAUACGGUCGUUUCAAAAUUGAAUCAAGAAAAGGGAAUGACCGCGAUUGAUGCGGCAAAGAGGUUAGGUUUUGCUGGUAUGUGGAAAGGAUUAACCCCGCGUAUCAUUAUGAUCGGUACAUUAACGGCUGCCCAAUGGUUCAUUUAUGACGCGUUCAAAGUAGCGACUCGUAUGCCACGUCCACCACCACCAGAAAUGCCAGAAUCGCUUAAAAAGAAACUUGGAGUACAAUAAAAAAAAAAUAGUUGUGGGUUUAUCGAUAAAAAGAGAAUUUGAUUAGAUAAUUUUUGCAGUAUUUCCAUUGAAAGAAAUUAUUAUUAAUUAAUUAAUUAUUUGUUAUUGUCAUAAUUGGUGGAAAUAAGUUUGUUCUUUUUUUUUUUGAUCAGACCUGUACAUACAAAGAUUUUAUUUUUACCUCUUUUAUUUUAAUUAAGAGCCGCCCCCCUCGCCUCGCCGCCAUCGUUUUAAAUUAAUAAAAAUAAGAUACCAAAAAAAUAUUAAAAGAAAAUGUGUCAUCAUGUUGUUUUUGUUGUUAUUUCAAGUAUUUAUUUGUAAUUCUGUAAAACGCCGAGAUUGAAUGAAUUUAGAGGUUAUUCGAAACAUUGUGAGAAUUAUAGAAAAUUAAAAAAAUCUUACCAAUAAUUUA
Messenger RNA from Onthophagus taurus, 1597 nucleotides. NCBI's taxonomy places the organism in Eukaryota, Metazoa, Arthropoda, Insecta, Coleoptera, Scarabaeidae. The record is from RefSeq and is a predicted model, not a curated record.